UAUAUACUGUGAUUAAGACUGGUUAUGCCCUUUGUAACUGAUUUACGCUGCCGCUCUCUUGGUGGGGGGGUUGCACAGUCAACUAGCAACCUCUGACAGCAACAAUUCAAUCUACAACACCCUAAUUAUUAAUCUUAAUGAACUAAAAACUGCUGAAUUGCAAAGAAAGAGAACGUGAAGACAACGCCAUUGUCCAACCGCCCAGCCAGGCCUCUCUUCACAACAACACCUGACGCUGAAAGCUAAGCAUCCAGGUCAGCUGAUUAAUACCAGGUCGUGCGGAUAAGAGAGAGUGAGAGAAAGUGAGAAAGAGAGAGAACUUUCAUGUAAACUGCACCUGGUGUAAAGAAGACUAGGCCACCAGGCAGCAGUUUAUGAGAACGGAGGGACACCUCUAGCAAAUCUCACUCGUCCAACCAGGUCACCGAAGUGAGACUUCCUGAUCCUCCUUCCCCCCAAGACUGCCCUAUCAAACCAGGUCUUCUCUCACUACAUCAGGUCACCCCAAAGUCUCCAUCACUACACCAGGUCACCCAAAGUCUCCAUCCACUACACCAGGAGCUGGGGGCAAUGCUUCGUUUACGUGUGAAAACCAGUUGUGGUGAGCAGUAUCCCAUAACAGAGCGCGUUAGUGGGGAGAGUACCCUUCAUGAUCUUCUCUCGGCCAUCCAAGAUGUAACGGCCAUUCUUCCACAGAGACAAAAAAUUUUAGCAGGAUUUCCACCCAAACCAAUCACAGGGAAUCCUGAUGUCACUUUGAACAGCAUUGGAAUCCGGAAUGGAGAGAUGCUAAUAGUUGAAGAUGUUGAUCCAUCAAAAGGAAUGACUUGUAUACCGCAAGAAGUACAACAAACUGUACCUAGCAGUGGUCAAAGUAUUUCAGCAACCACUGUCAAUAAUGCCAAAAUACCUUUCGUAACAAGACAGAAGGGCAUCCUUCUAAAGAAGGUUGUUCCCUCUGAUAAUUCGUGCCUCUUUGCAAGUGUCUAUUAUCUUAUAAAUGGCGGUGAAAUAAUAGGUACUAAACAGAUCCAGGAAAUGCGUCAGCUUGUGGCAACUUUGGUUAAAAGUCAGCCAGAGGCUUAUGAUGAGGCUGUACUAGAACGCUCCAAUAGUAAAUAUUGUGAGUGGAUUCUGAAGGAUACAUCGUGGGGAGGAGCCAUUGAGUUAUCCAUCCUUAGCCAGUAUUAUGAAAUUGAAAUUGUUGCUUUAAAUGCUAAGACUGGCAAUUUAAAUAGGUUUGGCGAAGAUAAGCGGUAUGACUACAGAAUGAUUGUCAUGUAUGAUGGUAUACAUUAUGAUCCAAUCUAUAUGGAAACAUUUGAGGGAGACAGUGCAUUUAUAUUUCCAAGCAGUGAUGAUUCUAUAUUGGAUCAGGCAAAGGAAAUGGCAAUUGAAGCGAAGCAGAGUGGACAGUAUACUGAUACAAAUGCAUUUCAACUUGAAUGUAAACAAUGUGGGACUAUUAUUGCUGGGGAAGACCAAGCACUUGCUCACGCAAAGAAGACUGGUCACAGCAAGUUUGAAGAAGUUCAUCGUAAUUGAUGUCAUGAUAUCCAUAGCUCUUUUUUUAUUUGUAAUUUGUACUUUUUUUUUUUUAACUUAUGGAUCUCAGAUGUAGGCUUUAUAUAAGUUAGUUGAUAAGUAUUAAUAAUCUCUUAAAAGCUUUUGUUUAUAUACAUAUAAUAUUGAAAGUAAUAAUGUAGAAUUUUACCACUUGUCUAUAACAAAUCUGAUAUGACAGGUUAGCAAUUUUAAAUUUGAUUGAUGAACCUGAAUAAUGCCUAAUUAGUUUUAUAAGCCGUCAUAUUGUACAAACAGAUAUUAAGAGAACUUCAUGGAUUGAAAAUAUUGAACAAAAUGUAUUUAAGGUGGAUGGUAUGAGAUACCAAUUAGGAUAGCAUGGUGCACAAUGCUUGUCUAGUGCCUGGAAUGUAAACUUUUAAAAAGUGCAUUGUUCAGACAUGGUGAAAACCAUUUUCAUUGUAUGUACUUACAUAGUUGUAAAUAUGUAAUUUUUUUAGCUUUCAUCCUCCCAAGUGUAUUCGUGAUUAGAUAUUUUGUGUUUUUGUUACUUACGAUAUACGUUUGUGCAUAUUAAUGCAAACACGCGAACUAGUGGUAGAAAUGGAGAGUUACUCAAACUUGCAUUUUAAAGAGGAAUACUUAUUGGAUUUGUAAAAUUAUGCAGGCAUUUCUUGAUGUAUGAACAGGUGUAUUUUCAUGAAAAGUAACAUACAAUACAACGUUUUGUAUAUUCAACUCAAGUUUUCCCACCGACUUUCAUUUUAUAAUUGGAGCUUGACUUGUGGACACUUAAUGGAACAUUGCCCUGCUCCCUAUUGUCCCAACUGCAUUGUCCUACUAGCUGUGCACCUCUUUGUAGAAUGUCCCAAUUUUUAGCAUGGUGCAUGUCUUGCUUGUAUGAUGUCCCUCCAGGUCGUUGUCCCUCGUAAGAAUCCUCGGUGAAUCUGAUAUCUUUUGAUGUUCCUUGCCCCUUUUUUUCCCUUUUGUUCUUAUAUUGGCAUCCCGAGUGAUAUUUUUAGCAUCUAUCGAGUUUUCCACGACAGACAGUGGUACAUAGUCUUCCCGGCUUGACACGUUCAUAUAAUAAUUACUCGUUUUAUAAUUGGAGAUGCAUUAUUGAAAAUGGAAAGAAAAUGUUUUCUUUCCUUUGUGUUAUGGUAUACUUAAAAAUUAUUGAAGGAAGUUGAUAAAUAAUGGAGUUAUUGUGUGGGAAAGGUGACAGUUUAUAAUUUCCAGCAUCAGAAUUUCUUAAUAUCAGGGAAUUUUCAUUUUACCCGGUGAAUUUGCUUUAGAAUCAUUGAUACAUAUUUGCUUGUUAUGUAAUGAUAAUUUGUAUUGAUGUAAAUAAUUAUCUUUAGAAAAGCAGGAAAUAAAUUAUUUGGCAGUGCACAAAGCAGGAUGCCCCAUACACUGUUGUAACUCUUGGCUUUUAGGCUGUAGCUGCCCCUACACUACCCAGCAGGCAUAACAUCCAAGAGUGGUGUUGGUUCAACACUGAAUUAAUGUUAAUGAUGUUGAUUUAGUGUUGUGCUUGGAUAUUGUGCCCACUGGGUAUGAGGUGGUUACCACCGAGUGGUGUGCUAUUUUUCUUAGACCAUAAUUGCCAAGUUGCUUUACAUUCUAGUCCUCAAUUAUUGCUAGAUGCAUAGGGGGUGAAGAGUGAAGGAAAAGUACCCAAAUAGCCUGCUCUAUCAAGGGUUCAACCAAGGACUUUGAGAAGUAAGUCACAAUAAUGUGACUGAAAAUUUAUAACCCAACCCACUUUCUGCUUGCAAAGCAAGUGGGUUAGUUUUAACCAGUCCUGAAUUCUGCGAGGCAGUGUGGAUCUCCAUGCCUGUAAUGCCUACUUUUUGGGCCAGUGCAUAUCUGUUGCCAGUUUACAUAUCAUAUAAUUAUUAAUAAUUUGGAGACUGGCAUGUUGUAAUGCCUGUGUAAAGUUAAAAUUUAUGGGUACUAAUGUAGUAAGGCAUGGUGUGUAAUAAAAUUAUAUUCAUGUGAAUUAAAUAUUAUGUACCGAGUAUUCCCCAUUAACGUGAUUUAUCCCCCAUGCACCAUGAGAGCAUGGGGAAAUUGUGUGAAACCCCAGUUCGGCUUCAGUAGAAGCCUCGGGAUCCUUGUGGGUGCAUUAGUACCCAAGGUUGCAAUUCUUUUACCAUGUUGUGGCGCAGUCGACUGGAGCAUGCCUUGGAACAUCCAGCGCAUAGGUUCGAACCCUCAUCACAGCUCAUGUGGAUUUGUUCGUAUGGGUAGUGUAGUGCAGUGGUAAAUGCUGUUGAUUAACAACUCAAAAGACUAAAGUUUGAUUCCCAUGCAGGACAAGCGAUUGGGCAUAUUUUUCUUGCACUUAAUGCAUCUGUUCACCUAGCAGUAAAUAGCUAAAGUACCUGGAAGUUUGGUAGCCGUUAUGGGUUAGACUCUGGAGAAGGUCAGUAUUUGAUCUAGGAGGACUUUGACAUGCUUACUGUCCCUGACAAUGAAAAAAUUAUUUAUUAUUUAUGGUGACAGUUUUUAUAGGCUUAGGCAAGGGUAUUUUAAUAUAUAUUUUUCAAGAGAACUACUGCCAUGGCCAAGACUUUACGGUUAAUUGGAGUGGACAUACACAUAAAAUGUGGACUUGGAAAAUGAUGGUUCUGCUGUAUUUUGAAUUUCUUAUUAUGUGAUAGCAGAAUUCUGUAUGUUGAGUUGCUAUACAAUGAAGGAUGACUAAUCUGGGUUUUAAAACCAUCUACAGUAAGUAAUUGGUGAUUAAAUCAUCGGACAAUCAAGACUUAGAGAAUUUAUCUAACAGAUGCUAUGCAGGUUUACAGUGUAUUCAUCUAUCUAGUGCAUAAUGUAGAAUUUGAUUCUUUGACAAGAUGCUUUAUAUUUUUUUAUAUUUGUUCAUUAAGUAUUCUUAUAAAGAAUACAAUAAAUGUAAGUUUUUAUUAAAAUAAAAUAUUUGUCAUUUGUCUAUUACUGAAACACUG
Procambarus clarkii (red swamp crayfish) is the source of this 4493-nucleotide messenger RNA. RefSeq names its product Yod1 deubiquitinase (gene Yod1). Gene Ontology annotation, biological process: protein deubiquitination; endoplasmic reticulum unfolded protein response. NCBI's taxonomy places the organism in Eukaryota, Metazoa, Arthropoda, Malacostraca, Decapoda, Cambaridae. Gene Ontology annotation, cellular component: nucleus; cytosol. The record is from RefSeq and is a predicted model, not a curated record. Gene Ontology annotation, molecular function: cysteine-type deubiquitinase activity.